Carya illinoinensis is the source of this 2197-nucleotide messenger RNA. Its product is annotated as probable pectinesterase/pectinesterase inhibitor 21. Gene Ontology annotation, biological process: cell wall modification. The record is from RefSeq and is a predicted model, not a curated record. NCBI's taxonomy places the organism in Eukaryota, Viridiplantae, Streptophyta, Magnoliopsida, Fagales, Juglandaceae. Gene Ontology annotation, molecular function: pectinesterase inhibitor activity; pectinesterase activity. The transcript is spliced from 3 exons. Bases 178 to 1929 code for a protein of 583 amino acids.
CACGUUUUUCCUUAUAUAGAUCAUGUAUAUAAAUUUCAUUGAGAAAAUCUACUAUAUAUAUAUCAGAGCCCUGCAGAGGGCAUAAAUAACUUUCCCAAGAAAAAGACGACCCCAACAGCUCUGUUUGCUAGCUUGUUUCAAUUGUGGGGUAGAUUAAGCUAAUUUAUAGGGAAAAAAAUGCCGCAAGGAGGAAACAACGAUGUCUCCAACCGUGGAAACCAGAAUAAGAGCAAGAAGUACAGCAUUAUCGGAUUGUGUUCGGCUCUUCUGGUGGCCAUGGUCGUAGCUGUGGCUGUUGGGGCUAACCGCGGUGCGCAUGAUGAUCCUGAAUCCCGUGGUAGUAAUAGAGAAGGGGUUUCAACAUCCAUGAAGUCGAUCAAGGCCAUUUGCCAACCCACCGACUACAAAGAAACUUGCGAGAAAAGCCUGUCCUCCUCAGCUGGGAACUCCACCGACCCCAAAGAGCUAAUCAAGGUCGGCUUCCAUGUCGCAAUGCAGGAACUUGGCACAGCAAUGGCAAACUCUACCACGUUGAAAGAGCUGGCUAACGACCCCAGAGCAAAACAGGCCUUGGAGAACUGCAAAGAGCUUCUUGAGUACGCCGUAGAUGAUCUCCAACAAUCUUUUGAAAAGAUCGGUGCCUUGGAAGUUAGCAAGCUUGACGAUUACCUUGCUGACCUCAAAGUUUGGCUCAGUGGUGCAAUCACUUACGAGCAAACUUGCUUGGAUGGUUUCGAGAACACGACUGGUGAUGCCGGGGACAAGAUGAAGACUAUCCUGAAGACAUCACAAGAACUAACCAAGAAUGGCCUUGCCAUGGUAGUAGAGAUCUCGACCAUCUUGACCGAUCUUCAGAUUCCUGGGAUGAAACGGCUUCUCUCAGUGGAAAAAGAUCAUGAUCACGUCGAAGUCGAUGAGGUACCAAAUUCGUGGCUCGAUGAAGCGCAACGGAAGCUCCUCGCGACCACUAAUUCGACGAACAUUAAUGCUGACGUGGUGGUGGCCAAGGACGGAAGUGGCAAAUACAAGACUAUCAAUGAGGCUCUUGUGGACAUUCCCAAAAAAAACAACAAAACCUUCGUGAUUUAUAUCAAGGAAGGAGUUUAUCAGGAGACUGUGAUUCUUGACAAGUUCAAGACCUUUGUGACUAUGAUUGGAGAUGGUCCCACAAAGACCAAAAUCACCGGAAAUUCUAACUUCGUCGAUGGAACCCCCACAUUCAAGACUGCAACAUUUUCGGUGGUUGGACAGAACUUCAUGGCCAAGAACAUUGGAUUCGAGAACUCUGCAGGAGCUGCGAAGCACCAGGCUGUGGCACUGAACGUCCAAUCCGACAUGUCAAUAUUCUUCAAUUGCCAAAUAGAUGGGUACCAAGACACCCUUUAUGCCCACACCCACCGCCAGUUCUACCGCGAUUGCACCAUCUCUGGGACUAUCGACUUCAUCUUUGGUGACGCAUCUGCGGUGUUGCAAAAUUGCAAGAUGAUCAUCAGGAAGCCAAUGGAGAACCAGCAGUGCAUCGUCACAGCCCAAGGAAGGUCAUAUGAGCGUGAGAACACCGGGCUCGUCCUCCAGGGAUGUACUAUCACCGCCGAGCCAGCGUACUUGCCGGUGAAGGACAUUAACAAGGCUUUCCUUGGUAGGCCAUGGAGGCAAUACUCAAGAACCAUCAUUAUGCAAAGCCAUAUCGAAGGCGUCAUCCAGCCUGAGGGGUGGUUGCCAUGGAUGGGUAACUUUGCUCUCGACACUUGCUUCUAUGCUGAGGUCGGCAACAUGGGUCUGGGUGCCGGCCUCGCAAAUAGAGUUAAAUGGCGAGGCAUCAAGACGCUCAAUCUGAACCAAGCCCAAGAAUUUACUCCCGGUACCUUCCUUGGUGGCAGUACCUGGAUCCAACCAACGGGGGUGCCCUACAUUCCUGGCUUGCUUUAAUUAAGCAAAGAGAGCAGUUCAUAUAUACUUUAGUGCUCAGCACUAAAAGACCAUGAUCUGCAGAUCAUGAUCUUCUCCAUGAUUAUGAAGAGCUAUGUUAAGAUUUUUCUUUUAAAUCCUUUAAUUUUUCCCUUAUCAUUUUUCGUGCCUUUUAAUGAAUUGUGAGAGAGACUUUGUAACUUACUUUUGUGAAUCUCAUGUUGAGAUAAUUACCGGAUAGAGAACUAUCAUGUAAUCAUCACUUAAUUAUGAUAUGAGUUUUGCUACA